AUGGCUUCUUAUUUAAAAUUACUAGGUAUAUCUACAUCUAGUACUUUGAUUUUAAGAAAUUUUUCUAAAUUUACACAAGUCCUACAUACUGUCUAUGAUCCAAAAAUAUUUAUUGAACCAAUUGUUGAUUAUGAAGAACUUCAAAAACCAUUAGCAAAAGAUGAUGAGAGAAGAUUUAAACAUGCAAAAGCAAUGAAUUUUGAUCAAUCACCAGUUUUUUACCGAAAUCAUGUAGUUGAUAAGCUUGUUCGUGUAUGUAUGAAAGAUGGUAAAAAAGAUAUUGUUAGAAAUAAUGUUUUAGAAGCAUUAGAAAUUAUAAAAAGGAAACAAUACAAAAGUUGGCUUAAGGCAUCUGAUAAUGAAAAAAAAGCAAUAGAAUUAAAUCCUUUUGUAAUAGCAGAAGUAGCUAUUUCAAAUUGUAAACCAAUGCUAAAACUUCAAAAAACUGUUAAGGGUGGUAUAUCUUAUGAAAUUCCACGUUCUAUAACUGAUAGUGAAGCUGAAUUUAGAGCAAUGAAAUCAAUGAGAGAUAUUUGUAGGACUAAGGCUCAUCAUGGAGAAAGUAAUUUAGCACAAAUGCUUGCAACCGAAUUAUUUGCCGCUUACAAUAAUGAUGGGUUAACUAUACGAGCAAAACAAGAAUUUCAUAAAACUUGUGAAGCUAAUAAGGCUUAUGUUCAAUACUUGAACUGA
Messenger RNA from Strongyloides ratti, 693 nucleotides. Its product is annotated as 28S ribosomal protein S7, mitochondrial. The transcript has 2 exons. Lineage: Eukaryota; Metazoa; Nematoda; Chromadorea; Rhabditida; Strongyloididae. The record is from RefSeq and is a predicted model, not a curated record. Bases 1 to 693 code for a protein of 230 amino acids. Gene Ontology annotation, biological process: translation; ribosomal small subunit assembly. Gene Ontology annotation, cellular component: ribosome. Gene Ontology annotation, molecular function: structural constituent of ribosome; rRNA binding; mRNA binding.